GCUUCAGUGUUUCUGAGUUCCGGUUGGAGAGAUGCUGCUGUGCUGAACAACAAGAUAAAUCCGGCUUAACAUCCAGUAAAGAUGAACCGAGUCCCGCUGAGUAAUCAGUGAAAUGUUUAAACUGAAGACAGCUGACACUCAACACUAAACUCUGUGGACCUGUGUUCAGUGACCUGUGGACCUGUGGCUUAGUGGACCUGUGGCUUAGUGGACCUGUGGCUUAGUGGACCUGUGGCUUAGUGGACCUGUGGCUUAGUGGACCUGUGGCUCUGUGGACCUGUGGCUCAGUGGACCUGUGGCUCAGUGGACCUGUGGCUUAGUGGACCUGUGGCCUGUGGCUUAGUGGACCUGUGGCUUAGUGGACCUGUGGCUUAGUGGACCUGUGGCUCUGUGGACCUGUGGCUUAGUGGACCUGUGGCUUAGUGGACCUGUGGCUUAGUGGACCUGUGGCUCUGUGGCUUAGUGGACCUGUGGCUUAGUGGACCUGUGGCUCUGUUGGACUUUGUCACAAUGAGACGACUUUUAACACGAAUCAUAAACCGGGUUCUGCUGACCGAGCCGCUCACACCGAGGAUGGGACAGGACGCAGAGAUACACACACAAGGCCGCAGGACACUGGUUGUGGGCCUGGGUAACCCGGGGAUGGAGGGUACCAGACACAGCGUGGGCAUGGCGGUGCUCGGCUCCCUCGCCGCCCGGCUCGGCGUGGCUGAGCGUUGGCGCGGCGACAAGCACGUGUCCGGUGAGGUCAUCGUGUCGGAGGUGCAGCAGACGCACGUGGUGCUGCUCCGUCCCAGGCUGCUGAUGAACAUCAACGGGGUGUCAGUGGCCAAAGCAGCUGGAAAAUAUGGAAUCAGACCUGAAGACAUCCUGCUGGUUCACGACGACCUGGACAAACCUCUGGGGAAGAUCUCCAUCAAACAAGGAGGAAGUGCCAGAGGUCAUAAUGGCGUCCGCUCCUGUGUCGACUGUCUGCAGACCGAUGUGA
Molecule: messenger RNA, 988 nt
Organism: Labrus bergylta (ballan wrasse)
Lineage: Eukaryota; Metazoa; Chordata; Actinopteri; Labriformes; Labridae
Source: RefSeq, a predicted model, not a curated record